Messenger RNA from Nerophis lumbriciformis (worm pipefish), 658 nucleotides. RefSeq names its product neuropeptide VF precursor (gene npvf). Gene Ontology annotation, molecular function: signaling receptor binding. Gene Ontology annotation, biological process: neuropeptide signaling pathway; negative regulation of gonadotropin secretion. The record is from RefSeq and is a predicted model, not a curated record. NCBI's taxonomy places the organism in Eukaryota, Metazoa, Chordata, Actinopteri, Syngnathiformes, Syngnathidae.
AUGGAGAUAACAAUCUUACUGUCAGCGCUCCUGAUGGCGACGGCGGUGGGUCUCGGCGGCGGCGCGGCCGUGUUCGACCUGAAGGUCAGCGGGAUAUCGAUCCAAGGCGGGAGAGCCCCGCAGAGCAGCGACCACGGGCGACACGCUGCGAGGAGGCAGACACAUCAAGAGCAAAAUGGUGACAAACGGAGGAGUUUGGACUUGGAGAGCUUCAAGAUCUACGCGACCCCAACGACCAUCAAAACGGGCCUGCCCAGAAUUGUCCGGCUCUACCCUCCCACUGCUAAACCCGCCAACAUGCACGCCAACAUGCCCAUGCGCUUUGGACGGGAAAAUGUUCCCGGGGACGACAAGUCGCAGUCCAACAUGCCACAAAGGUUUGGAAGGUCCAGAGAGGAGAGCCCAAAAUGUGCUGAUUGUUUUGGAGACCAGAGGAAGUGGCCAAAGAGUCCAUACUGGAGGCUUCUAAGGAUGCUAGCUCGUGUCCAGUUUUGGAAAACAGGCUUGAGCUGGUCUGAAGAUUUUUACUUAAUGACUCGCUUGGAAGAAAUGGAGACGCAAAUAAAGACACUCCAAGCAAUGAUGUAAAUCUAUGCAGGAUUGUAGCAUCAUGAUGAGGACAAAGUAAAUGUCCAUUAAGUUGUGUUAAUUGUGACAG